Messenger RNA from Calliphora vicina (urban bluebottle blowfly), 1430 nucleotides. RefSeq lists its product as uncharacterized. The coding region runs from base 100 to 1380 and encodes 426 amino acids. NCBI's taxonomy places the organism in Eukaryota, Metazoa, Arthropoda, Insecta, Diptera, Calliphoridae. The record is from RefSeq and is a predicted model, not a curated record. The transcript has a single exon.
CUUAAACAAGGCAAACUAAUUGCUCUGGUGUAUAUAAAAACGUGGGUAAAAAUAAAAAUCACACAACAAUUCUUAAACGCCAUCAACUCUAUUGAAAAUAUGGCUAAUCCCAUAGCACUAACUACCAGCGAUAUACAAAGUCUAUGCCACAGUUACUUAAAGGAUCAUGGAGUGGAUGAUCAAGUAAAUAUAGAAAUUAUUGAUCACAAUUUAAAGCCCGUAUCUGAAGAUCUAUCUGGAUUUUUUGGUUAUCAUCGUUUCUUAACAGUGAAUGUCGCCACACAAAAUCAAAAAAGUGAUGAGAGGCAAUUACAAACCAUACGAUUUUUUACGAAAACAGCUCCAGUGGAAAUAGCAUCGCGCAUGGAGUAUUUGGAACAGUUUGGUGUUUACAAAAAGGAAAAGUCGGUUUUUAGUGAAGUCUUGCCCAAGCUGGAGCAAAUUUUUCCAGGCAUUUCACCCAAGUGUUACUAUGCCGAUAACACUUUGUUAGUGUUGGAGGACUUAAAUUUACGGCAGUAUAAAAUGGCUGCAGGCAGAGAUGGUUUGUUGGAUUAUCCUCAUUUAAAAUGUACCGUUAAGACUUUGGCUAGCAUGCAUGCUGCCUCAAUUGUUUAUGAGAUCAAAGAAAAGAAAAAGUUCAAUCUAUUACAUGCAGAAGCUUGUGCGGAGAAUGCAUAUCCCUUAAAUUAUCCUACAGAUCAUAUGCGUUAUCAGAAUUUUCGCAAUGCUUUGAAAGUUUUCAAAGAGUUCAUUAAACUAAUGCCUAAAUAUCAAGCCAAUUUAGAUGAAAUUCUAAAUAACUUGCAAGCUAAAAUGGCUGUUAUAUAUCCCUUGGCUCAAACAUCCACCAAAUAUCAAAAUGUUUUCUCUCAUGGUGACAUGUGGGCCAAUAAUGUCAUGUUCCAGUACAAUGAAGAUGGCAAAACACCUCUGCAAGCACGUUUUGUGGACUUUCAAUUGGCUCGAUAUGCUCCUCCCAUGUUGGAUUUAAUUACCAUUCUAACUAUACCUACUACCAGAGAAUUUCGUUCAAAAUAUCUUAUGGAUUUAUUAAUGGAUUAUUACACAUUUAUGAAGGAAUUUUUGCAGCAGGAAAAACUCUCUAUCGAAGAUUUUAUACCUAGAGAACAAUUUUAUGAUUCUUUUAAGGAAUUUCGUGUGUGCGGUUUAAUAGAAUCAUGUUUCUUCUCACAUCUGACCAUUUUACCUCCAGAAUGCACUGAAAGUUUAGCUAGCUCUACCGAUGGCUUCACCGAUUUUUUCGAACGUAAGAGAGUGGAAAUUUGUUUGAAAGCUUUUAAUACAGAUAGAAUAUAUCGUGAGAGACUGACGGAUAUGCUGGAGGAUUUAGUGGAUAAUUAUGUUUUAGAGAAGUAAAUUUAAGAAAUGUAAUUUAGGGAAAUAAAUGCUCAAUUUGUUUUUCUUAA